Molecule: messenger RNA, 441 nt
Organism: Paramecium sonneborni
Lineage: Eukaryota; Ciliophora; Oligohymenophorea; Peniculida; Parameciidae
Source: the annotation of a GenBank genome assembly
AUGAUAUUUUAUUGCUGCAGAAUGCAAUCCUAAAGAUCUAGAUGGAAUACAAACAAUAUGAAUCGUAAAAAUCUGUGGUCAUCAAAUUAAAAAGAAAAUAUUAAAAAAUAAGACUCUUCUUCUGAAGAAGAGGAAGAUGAACUCAAAAAUAAUUAAAAUGAUUAAGAAUUAGAAGAGUUUAAAAAAAGAAUGCAGAGUGCACCUCCAAGAUAUUAUUUAGUUCGAUUAGAUGAAGAUGAGGAAUAAUCCUCCAAUUAAUAAUUGUCAGAAGUUCAAGAGUAAAUAGAGGAAUAAGAUGAAUAAGAUAAUACAACAAGAUUAUCAGAAGAAUCUUCUAUUAUUUAGGAAAAUGAAAUAGUACCAGACGAUAGACCCAAUAUAAAACCAAAAUCGUUAGAACCUUUCAUCUUUAAAAAACGAUAUUCUACAACCAACUAAUGA